This is a messenger RNA of Aspergillus heteromorphus CBS 117.55, 5279 nucleotides long. RefSeq names its product kinesin-3 motor protein uncA. Gene Ontology annotation, biological process: cytoskeleton-dependent intracellular transport; microtubule-based movement. The record is from RefSeq and is a predicted model, not a curated record. NCBI's taxonomy places the organism in Eukaryota, Fungi, Ascomycota, Eurotiomycetes, Eurotiales, Aspergillaceae. Gene Ontology annotation, molecular function: ATP hydrolysis activity; microtubule motor activity; ATP binding. The transcript is spliced from 2 exons. Gene Ontology annotation, cellular component: microtubule; kinesin complex. The coding region runs from base 1 to 4938 and encodes 1645 amino acids.
AUGGCUCCAGCAGGUGGAGGAAACAUUAAGGUGGUGGUGAGAGUGCGGCCCUUCAACAGCAGAGAAAUCGACCGCGGUGCAAAAUGUAUCGUGCAGAUGAAAGGCAACCAGACCGUCAUCAUCCCACCACCAGGCGCCGAUGAGAAAUCACGCAAGGCCGGCGGAGGGAAAGGUGCGAUCGAAGGGCCCAAGGCCUUCGCCUUCGACCGAUCGUACUGGUCGUUCGACAAGAACGCCCCCAACUACGCCAGCCAGGACAACCUCUUCCUCGAUCUGGGUGUGCCCCUGCUCGACAAUGCCUUUGGCGGUUACAACAACUGUAUCUUCGCCUACGGGCAGACGGGUUCGGGAAAGUCGUAUUCGAUGAUGGGGUACGGCAAGGAGUUCGGUGUCAUCCCGCGGAUCUGUCAGUCGAUGUUCGAGCGCAUCUCCGAUAUUCAACAGGAUACCAAUCUGGGCUGCACGGUGGAGGUGUCCUAUCUGGAAAUCUACAAUGAGAGGGUCCGCGAUCUGCUCAACCCGUCGAAUAAGGGGAACCUGAAAGUCCGUGAGCAUCCGUCGACCGGUCCCUACGUCGAAGACCUGGCCAAGCUGGUCGUGCGCUCGUUCGAGGAGAUCGAGAACCUGAUGGACGAGGGUAACAAGGCCAGAACGGUCGCCGCCACGAACAUGAACGAAACCUCCAGUCGAUCCCACGCCGUGUUCACUUUGACCCUGACCCAGAAGCGCCAUGACGCGGAGACGUCGAUGGAUACGGAGAAGGUGUCGCGCAUCAGUUUGGUCGAUCUGGCAGGUUCGGAGAGAGCACAGUCGACGGGAGCGACCGGUGCCCGGUUAAAGGAGGGUGCGGAGAUCAACCGUUCGCUCUCGACGCUGGGUCGUGUCAUUGCGGCGCUCGCCGAUGUGGCUGCGGGAAAGAAGAAGAAUGCCUCGAUGGUCCCGUAUCGUGACUCCAUCCUGACCUGGUUGCUGAAAGACUCCCUGGGAGGUAACUCCAUGACGGCGAUGAUUGCCGCCAUUUCACCCGCCGACAUCAACUUCGACGAGACCCUCGGAACGCUGCGCUAUGCCGACUCGGCGAAGCGAAUCAAGAACCACGCCGUCGUGAACGAGGACCCCAACGCGCGCAUGAUCCGGGAGCUGAAGGAAGAGCUGGCGCAACUGCGAUCGAAGCUCGGAGGGGGUGCAGUGGCGGGAGGUGCAGCUGGCGGUGCCGCCGGCGGUGCCAUCCAAGCCCAGGAAUAUUACCCCCCAGAUACCCCGUUAGAGAAGCAGAUGGUCUCGAUUCAGCAGGCGGACGGAUCGGUCACGCAGGUCAGCAAGGCCGAAAUCGUCGAGCAGCUGAAUCAGAGCGAGAAGCUCUACAAGGACCUGAACCAGACGUGGGAGGAGAAACUGGCGAAGACCGAAGAAAUCCACAAGGAGCGCGAGACUGCCCUGGAGGAACUCGGUAUCAGCAUCGAGAAGGGCUUCAUCGGCCUGAGCACGCCGAAGAAAAUGCCGCAUCUGGUCAACCUCAGCGAUGACCCGCUGCUCGCGGAAUGUCUGGUGUACAACAUCAAACCCGGAACCACGAUCGUCGGCAACAUGGACCAAGGGAGCCAUGUCGAGAUCCGACUGAACGGGUCCAAAAUCUCGCCGGAGCAUUGUAAGUUCGAGAACGUGGACAAUGUCGUCACGGUGAUUCCCAGCGAGGGCGCUGCCGUCAUGGUGAAUGGAUUGCGCAUCGACAAGCCGAAGCGACUCAAGAGCGGCUUCCGCAUCAUUCUGGGCGACUUCCACAUCUUCCGCUUCAACCACCCCCAGGAAGCCCGGGCCGAACGAGUCGAGCAGAGCCUGCUGCGCCAUUCCGUGACCACCAGUCAGCUGGGCUCCCCGGCGCCCAACAAAACCCACGAUCGAACCCUGAGUAAAACCGGCUCCGAGAUCGACGGGGAUUCCAGCCGAGCGGAUUCCCCCAUGCCCUCGACGCGCGACAGAGAGUCUGACUGGUUUCAGGCGCGUCGGGAAGCCGUCAGCGCUGUGCUGGGGCCCGAUCACAUCUCGCAUAUGCCUGACGAUGAGCUGGACGCCCUGUUCGAGGACGUGCAGAAGGUGCGGGCCACGCGCCGCGGGCUGAUGGAGAACGAGGAGGACUCCGACUCGCUCAGCUCGUUCCCGGUGCGCGAUAAGUACAUGUCCAACGGCACCAUCGACAACUUCUCAUUGGACACGGCCAUUACGAUGCCGGGCACUCCCCGGCCGAGCGACGAGGACGACGGCCAGAACGGGGGUGACGCAACGUUACAAUCUGUGCGCCAGGACAUGCAGCGCCAGCUGGACCGCCAAAAAGAGGAGUAUCAGGACAAGCUGCGGAACGCCGAGGCGUCCUCCACCCAGGGCGUCGAUGACCUGCGCUCCGAGAAGACACGCAUGGAAGAAGCCCUCCGGGCGGCCAAGGAGGAAUUCGAAGAACAGCUCAAGAAACAGAAGGAAGCGUUCGAGUCGCACAUGAAGGACCUGGGCCAGCCGGUGCCGAAAAUCUACGAGAAUGGGUUUGCCAAGUUAGACGCCCAGGAGCUGGCCAUCGCGACGGCGGUUUACCGCCAUUGGUCUCAGCAGAAUUACGUUCGCAUGGCCGAGAAAGUGCUUCAACAUGCCUCCCUGCUGAAGGAAGCCCAAAUCAUGAGUCAUAUCAUGGACAAGAAUGUCGUGUUCCAGUUUGCGAUCAUCGACCACGGCCACAACAUGGCCUCGUCGUAUGAUCUGGUGCUGAACGGCAUCUCGGGAGACGAAGACGUUAUCUUGGACGACGCGAAGAAGCCGUGUGUUGCCGUUCGGGUGAUCGACUUCAAACAAUGCGUCAUCCACCUGUGGUCGAUCGAGAAGCUCCAACGUCGCGUCCAGGCGAUGCGCCAGCUGCACCAGUACAUCGACCGACCUGACUACAUCCAACACUUCAAGCUCGAGAAUCCGUUCUCCGAGCCUUGCUCGCCUCAGUACUCACUUGUGGGCGACGCUGAUAUCCCACUUACGGCGGUCUUUGAGACGCGAGUGCAGGACGUGUCCGUCGAGGUCAUCUCGCCCUAUACGCAGAAUGUCAUCGGUAUUGUCAGACUGUCCUUGGAACCCUCCUCGGCCCAGGCGCCCUCGUCCACCCUGAAGUUCAACGUCGUGAUGCGCGACAUGAUUGGAUUCGCCGAAUGGGAGGGGUCGGAUGUGCACGCGCAACUGUUCCUCCCUGGCAUCUCCGACGAAGGGGGCGCCACGACGACGCAGAUGAUCACCGGCUUUGACGAGAGUCCGGUGCGGUUCGAAAGCGUGCACAGCAUGAGUCUGCCGCUCUCGAGUCCGCGCAGUGCGGCCCUGAAAAUCUGUAUCUACGCGCGCGUGACCCACAUGCAUCUGGACAAGCUUCUCAGCUGGGAUGACAUGCGCGACUCUGCCGAACCGGCGCCGCAGAAACGCAAAACCCCGCGGAUCGCCGAGUCCGAGUUCUAUUCCGAGGAGAGGCAUGAUGUUUUUGCCAGGGCGCAAGUCCUGGAGUUGGCGGAGUCUGGCGAAUACCUUCCGGUCGAGGUGGUCCAGAACAACAGCCUGGACACGGGCACUUACCAGCUCCACCAGGGACUCCAGCGGCGGGUGCUGGUGAACCUCACGUACAGCUCGACCGAAACGCUUCCUUGGGAUGACAUUACCAAGAUUCGCGUGGGGUCGGUGCGGUUGCUGGACCCCUGGGGCAAGAUCCCGGACCAGGACCUGCAGACGCCCGAUGUGCCGUUGAAGUUUGUGCAGGAGCCGAACGUGAAGGAGAAUGCCGACGGGACAUCCAACAUUACCAUCGUCGGACAGUGGGAUUCGAGUCUGCAUGGGUCUCUCCUCCUCGACCGAGUCACCGCCGACAAGUACCGCGUGCAGGUGACCCUGCGGUGGGAUCUGUUGUCCUCGCGCCUCCAGGAUACCGUCCCGUUCGAGAUCGACCUGACGCUCCAGAUCCAGGGCCGGACGUACGUCCGGCCCCAGUCCAUGUUCAAGCAGUUCUUCAACUCCACGCGCAUCGUGCACUCCACCGUGCGCAUGUUCUCGCUCGUCGUCCGCCCGGUGUCGGCCAAACGCGCGGCGGAUCUGUGGCGGAUGAACACGCAGAACGACUACGUAAAGGGCGAGGAGCUGCUGACGACCUGGUCUCCGCGCAAAGUCUCCCUCGUGCGGGACUACGUCGCCGCCCGCAAACGACGCCGACGCGUUGCCGAACUCAACGCUGCCAAGGGCGCUCUCAGCGCCAACAGCCUCGUAGCCUCGCCGCCACGCAGCGGCCGGUCCACGCCCCUCCGCAACCAGGAGCGCGCGGAACGUCGCGCCCGCCUGAUCCAGAAGUACGUCGACCUGUGGACGAAGAAGACCGACCCCAUCGAGGCCAUCCUCGUACGAAGCAACACCGAGCCCCCAGCCGGCGGGGCGGCUUUCGCCUCCCGGGCGCGACAAUCCCCCUCCAGCGACGACGACGACGGCUCCGCCCCGGAUGAGGCCUCCCUCAAGCCGCGGUUCGUCGCCACCGUGCAGGCCCUGCCCAAGAACACCUCGUCGCUGAAGUCCGGCUACCUGUUGACCCCCGACGACACCAACAGCCACUGGGUCCGGCGCUUCGUGGAGCUCCGCCGGCCCUAUCUGCACAUCUACUCGGUCCCGGACGGCGACGAGAUCAACGCCAUCAACCUGCGCAUCUCGCGGGUCGACCACGCCCCUGAUUUCGCGCGGCUGCUUGACGGGCCCGCCGCGGGAUCCGACCGGGGGACGUCCCCGCGCGGUCGUCCGAAUGUGUUCGCGGUGUAUGGCGCCCAGAACACGUUCCUCUUUGCGGCCCGCACGGAGGCGCAGAAGGUCGAGUGGAUCUUGAAGAUCGACGAGAGCUACUUUAGCAGUAGCGGUGCGCGGGCCAUGACGAAUGGUCUUUCCUGAUGGACCGACUCCAUGGGGUCGUUCACCUGUUGAACAGGCUUAUUUUUAUACAUACCCCUCUCGAGUUUCGGCUGUGUCUGGUUGUUCUUGGUCUUCUUCUGUAUACGACGUUAGCCCCCAAGCAUGCAUGCCCUUACCUCCUCACCUACGCACCUCGAUUUUAUCUCUUUUUUGUUGUUCAUCAUCUGAUUUGCAGCCCUGGUGUUCCUUCGUUUUCGUCCGUCCUCCUCCCCCCCCAUCCGCUCUUGAUUGAUUUUGAGAUACCCCUGAAUAAAUUCGCCCUUCACGGUCUUGUGAUCUCUGUACAUACAUAUUUGAUUUGCAAUUAGAUGCCACCAAUC